This is a messenger RNA of Nothobranchius furzeri (turquoise killifish), 750 nucleotides long. NCBI's taxonomy places the organism in Eukaryota, Metazoa, Chordata, Actinopteri, Cyprinodontiformes, Nothobranchiidae. The record is from RefSeq and is a predicted model, not a curated record.
AUGGAGAAGAUCGUCUUCAGAGUGAUCAUCGUUGCAGGUGUAUGCUGUCUGUCUACCAAACACGUCCAUAUCCAACGUUCUCUUACUUGGGCUGAUGCUCGAAAGUUCUGCCAAGCUAACUUCAUCAACCUUUCACCUCUCACCAGUCAGCUGGAGGAGCAGGUGUUCAGAGACACAGUGGGUGAAGAAGGCAUUAGAGGAUGGAUCGGUCUCUACUGGGAUCAAGUCAACAGCUCAUGGAAAUGGUCAGGAGGUGACAUUUUCAGUUCUUGGACAGAUAUCUACAAAGACAUUAAUUCUGAUGAUAAACUACCUGCAAACAAUCUACCUACAGCCAAUAACAUUUGGUGGACCAGAAACAAAUGGAUUUCUCUAGAUGGUACUUCCACCCAUUGGUUUUUCUGUUUGAACCUGACUGUAGUCCAGCAGGAGAAGACCUGGGAGGAGGCUCUGGAGCAUUGCAAUGAGAACCACUCCAACUUCACCAGCCUGCUCUCUAAGACUGAGAACCUUCUGGCUAUGAAUGAGAUCAAUAAAACUGGCAUCAAUGAGCGGGUGUGGAUCGGUCUGCGUUACCUUGGAGACAGAUGGCUGUGGCUGAACGGUGACCCUCUGGUGUACCAGGCUUGGUCCCAAGGAGGAGACCAGGACCAGCUGUGUCCAGUGACGAGACGCUGUGGAGCUUUAACCAAAAACGGAACGUGGGAGAACCGGGACUGUCAGGAGAAACUCCCCUUCAUCUGUGCCUGA